AUGGGUCGAAUUAGAAAAGAUGCUCUGGAUUUGGAGUUUUUACCCGCAAAAAGUGGUGUUAAAUUUAUUGGACCAAAGAGGAUUGGUUAUUUUUCAUCUUUCUAUGACAAAGAGAAUCAACUGGUUUAUCGACCUGAUAAAUCAUCACAGAAAUAUUUAGUCUCGACUGAAUUGAACGAGCUGAUGCAUUGUCUCGAAGGAUUCAAUCCUGAAACUGAUAAAUGUUCACUUCCAGAUACAUGGCCAGAUUACUUUCGCUGGAUUCGUUCAAAUGAGGAAAUCAUGCAUGACUUAACUUCGGACAAUCCAAAAUCAUCGAUAGAUUUCAUCUGUUCAAACUCCGUAUUGAAAAACAUAUUGCUUUCGCCAUUCGCUAGAAUUGAUUGGAUCAUCAAUGCUAUCAAAAUUAAUGGCACCAUCUUCCUCUUUAUGAGCGAUGAAGAUCCAUCAAAAAAGAGAGAAAGAGAGUCUUCCAAUGAUACUGAUAAAAACAAACGCGCCUAUGCAAGAUUCAAAGUAAUCAAGAGGAUAACUAAACAAGUUGCAGAGAGAGAAUCAGACUCAAACACUGAAUUGGACGUUCUCAGUACUGUAUCAAGCUCAGAAAUUGGUCAACAUCGUAUAAUGCACUUAGGUAAUUCUGAAUUUGUUAUAAGCAAAGAUGAUGUAGAGAAGCCAAUUGAUCAAGCCAGCUUUGCAGCUCUGAAACUCGUGCCAAACAUGUACAAAGGAGAUAACAAAGAUUUCAAUAUCGACCAUUAUCGUCAUAUGUAUUGGUGGGCAUCUGCUUUGGUUUGUGGCAUCGAAACACUAAUCUGUGGAGAUCUCGAUAAGGACUAUAAUCUUCGCGAAUUGAAUGUUUUUCCAGCCAGUAUACUCAACGAAAAUUAUUCAGCCCAUAAGAAAAAAUGUUUCAUUGCAUUGGACAAAAUUUUAGAUUUCAUAAAAUCUGAAGUCAAAGAAAGCAACAAGUUUUACGAUGUCCAUUUCAAUGCAAAAAAAUCUAGUAGAGAGGUUACCGCGAUUCUUUCAGUUGGUCUCUUAGAAGAUUCUGUUUCACCUCAGCUCUUCACUUAA
Tetranychus urticae (two-spotted spider mite) is the source of this 1077-nucleotide messenger RNA. RefSeq lists its product as uncharacterized. Gene Ontology annotation, molecular function: mRNA 5'-diphosphatase activity. Gene Ontology annotation, biological process: nuclear-transcribed mRNA catabolic process; NAD-cap decapping. Gene Ontology annotation, cellular component: cytosol; nucleus. NCBI's taxonomy places the organism in Eukaryota, Metazoa, Arthropoda, Arachnida, Trombidiformes, Tetranychidae. The record is from RefSeq and is a predicted model, not a curated record.